This is a messenger RNA of Seminavis robusta, 4173 nucleotides long. The record is from the annotation of a GenBank genome assembly. Lineage: Eukaryota; Bacillariophyta; Bacillariophyceae; Naviculales; Naviculaceae.
UGCGACUAAACGGCUUAAGAGUCAUUCCUCGAAACAUUAAUUAACGAAAAACCGUAGACGCUCCACUCAAAACUGGGAACAACACCACACACAAUCAAAACACAGCAACGAGACAAUGAAGUUCCGUCCUCUUGCCUUUGACUACCAUGCCGAAGCAACACGCUUGCUAGUGGAUCAACAACGAGAGUCGCCGCCAACGAUUUGGGUUUUGCCACCGUCGAGUGACGAUGAAGAGUCAGACCACGAUGCACCGAACAGCGCUUCUGCCGACGACUCGUGCUCUUUGUCAAGUGCGAAGGAUCCUGUCGCUUCGACGACGAUGAUGUCUUCGGAAGACGUUGACUUUCCUUCACCAAGUGAUGUCAAACAGGCGAAAUCUCCUUCUCGAUCUACUUUCAGCGUAUUGAGCCAACAACCAGAAAUGGAAGAGGCCUACGAAAUAGAACAGUGUGAGGUGAAGCACGACGACGUCGCGUGCCUUCCUCCUCCAGAUUCACCAUCUACGACAGACACGUCAGGCAUGGAAAUCGAGGAGCAUGAACCUGCGCCAGAAAGCUCCAUGAAAACUCCGCUUCCAAAACUCGGAGUGGUGGUCGUAACAAACACGAAGGCAGCACCAAACGUUCGCGACGACGAUGAACACAGUGAUGCAGAGUUGUCCUCUGAGGACGAAGGUCCUGUUGAGACUCCACAGACUUUAUCAAAGAAAAACGAUGCAGAAGAAGACUUUAUGGAGGUUGACGCAGUUUGUGGCAAUGACGCUACAGAAUCUAUAGCACAACAAGAUUUGAUGCAGAUGAAAUCAGGCGUGGUGGCAGAUAUAGGUCACCAACGUCCUGCAAACAAAGCUGACUACGAUACCGGUAUGCCACAGAGAGUGUUACAAGUCUCCGCCGACGCUCCAAGUACCGCAUUGGUUCUCUACAAGCCGAGGCAAUGGAGUCUCAGUAACACACUUCCACAAUCGCACGCAACAACAUCAUCUGCAUCGUCUUCGAAUUUAUUGGACUUGAAUCAAUACAACAAUCAUCUCAAUAAGUCAAUGCUUGGUCAAUCCGUGAGCAAUCCAGUCAUGUGCAUCGACGCAAGUACGGCCCCAGAGGACGACCCCAUCGUCGUUUCGUCUUCGCCUCCCAAGCCAUCAAUCACGGGUGUAAGCUAUCGUCUUCCCAGCUUUAUGCAAUCCACGUUGGGUGCUUUUGUGCGACCCCGAAGUGAUCCUAUGCAGCGGCUCGAUACUCUGGCGGUUUCCGGGAUCAAAACGGCCCGUCUGGAUUUUGCAUCCCUCAAAGCAGGGCGCUUUGGAUCUGUCGUGAAGACGAAUCCAUCGCAAGACCAAAACUCCAUGCAACAGCAACCACUUGAUGUGAGUGAUGUGGAACCAGGUGUCAUUCUUCCGUACAGUGGUGGUCGUUGCCUUAUUCCCAAUGAGAUGCAAGGGGCAUUUCAAGCCGCUGUCUUUGCAGCAGCGGCAGCUUUGCAAAUGAACCAACAAUCCAUGCAACAAGGACCGGUACCAAGCGUAGUGACCGGUUCAAGAGUGGAGCAAUUGACUUGUGCAGAAACUGAAAGCAGGUUGUCGAUCGAAUCGCUGAAAGAAGCUCAAGCCACUGGAGCACGAGGCACCGCAACCGAAGGAUCGAACAGUAAUCGGAAGGACAGCAACACAAUUCUGGAACAGAGCAAACCUCGGCCGACUGUCACUCACACCAAAACCAUGGCUCGGGGUUUGACAGAGCAGCCAUCCCUACCUUCAAAGGCGUCGCCGCCACGGAGCUCCCAUACCGGUAGCGACCCCGAGCGUUCAAACAAGUCCAGUGUCAUUGAUACAACGACAAUUGCCAGCCGAGCAAAGCGAAAGCAUCAUCCCACCAUUGAAGCUGAGAUCUCUCGUGGCACCCCUCGUUCCGGAGAUGCAGGCGAUGACGCUCGAAAGAAACUGAAACAUACACGGACUGGCCAACGUGCAGACGAAGGCGCUCACGAGAAUACUCAGAGGGCAAUCCAUAACAUGAGACAUGGCAGUCCAGUAUCUGGCAGUGCGGAAGGACUGGUCAAUGAGAAUUAUUCCAGCAGCCCAUCAGAUCAGACCCAUCAACCAAAGACUGCACAUGAUGAUAGGGAACUCGGCGACCGGAAAUCUCCGGAAUGCAUCAACACGAACGCUGGUGUUACGGACCUGAGCAGGAGCCCGAGUAUCUUCGAAGUACUUGCGAGGCAGAACAGUGUUGCUCAUCAGGAGGGAACGGCAUCACGGGUCCUCCAAGAAAGUCCUGGAGGCUCAAGAGAGACCGGCAGUGGGGCCUCUCCUUUGGAUUCACGGAACCACAAGCAUGAUGGAAAAGGAAGAAGAAGUCAGAGUUCAACUGAUGCCUCGAGCAACCCGGUUGCCUCUGUAAGGACGCCUACGCCACCGCGCGAACUUGGGAGAAUCGCUGGCCAAGCACAAGUACCCGGAACAGUAUCGCAAUGCGAUGACAUCCAACAUAACGUCGAGCCCCGACACUGGAAGGAAACGCACCGAGUGCACCAACGACGCGAAAGCGACAAUCACAGAGACAACGAAGCUCGAGACAACCGACCGAACGUGCCGGACAAAGCAGCCCGCAAGGAAGAGAAAAAGAAGCGCAAACGAGAAAGAAAAGAGAUGAAAAAGGCAGAGAAAGCCAGAAAACGAGAACUGAAGCGGCAGAGGAGAAACAGCUUUGCGUCGACUACUGCGGUGAAAGAGGAACCGCUCGAGGAGGAUGAAGUAGUUUGUGUCGGAGUUCGACAGAAUCCAGCAGCAGAAGGACCAACAGGAACCAUUUCAGCAGCAGCAUCCGCUCCUGCAAUCCCGAAAGGGACCAUGUCUGCACAUGGUCAUGAACGAAGUUCGUUUCGAUCCCGUCCGUCCGCCACAACAGUUGAGGGGCAGAAACUCGCAGCUCUGAGUCCAGACCGACCCGACUACCCGAGGCAAAGAGAGAAGCUCAACACCACUGAAGUCACAAACAAGGAACGUCGCCUUCCUUCAGAACGCACUCCGAAUGAGCAACCGCGCUUCCCUGCUGCGUCGUUCGCAUCCAAACCCCAUCCAGGUGGAGUAGCACCAGUGCCUGUAUGGCAAAAGACAAUUGAGCCAAUGGGCUCUUCCCCAACAAACCCCGCCUUGGCCGAUGCCCGGGGAGGCAACAAUACGAUACAGACUGUCACGACUGUGCCACAUUUACAAGCACAACCAAGGGACAUCUUUGAGAAUCCUGCAAGAGUCGACGCCCGCGCUGCCCGUCUUGCCGCGCCUCAGAUACCGGCACCACCGAAGAUUCGAAGCCAGUUCGCCAGCAUGCUUCCAUUUGAAGUGUUGUGUAGUGAGAAAUUGAUUGAAUCCUAUGGCGAAACAAUAGCCGAUUUGGCAACUGGCAGGUGGGCUGCUACACUGUUUCGCGGUGCCCACAGAAUGCUUGACAACCCUGUACCCGAUACUGCAGUUUACGGAAGAAAGAUCGUAUUCCAGGACUCUCGAAUUGUGGACGGGCUCGGGGUCGAUGUAGAGCUUCCCGGAGGAAAUGCCAUCAUUGUUCAAGCACUCCCACUUACAAGAGACUUCAUCAAAAGAGUUAUCCGGGUAGGCGCCAGCGGGCGAUAUUUGACAAUGACCUGCAUUUUAUGUCAAGGAAAGGAAACAAAUGAUGCAGCAAGCCCUCAGAGGGUCCUGGAGCUCGUGAAUUCCAUCACCGGCGACUUCAGCUCAUCACCGGUGCAAAUUCAGGUGACAUCUACGGCUUCACUAUCGUGCUGCCUUGCUCAGAGCAUUUUGAAGCACGUUGCAGAGGGGGACCACGCCGGGUACCAAGGCGCCCUUCGUCUGUUGGGCAACGAGAACGUAUUGUACCGAGUCUCUUUCUUGGUUACCCUCCUGCCCUCCCUGUCAGUGGUGGCCGCAGUGAAUUGUAUCUGUAUCACCGGUGUUGGUCAAAACAAGAAUGCGAGGGAGCAGUUUCAACUUUUGCUUCGAAGCCAAGAUGAAAGAAAACGUCUUGGGCAGAUUGGCAACCUCAAGAAAGCAAUGGCCCAACUAUGUUGCGUCUUGCAAGUAUCGCUGGCACCAGCUUCCGUAGAUUGACUUAGUCGCUCGGACGAGAGUAAACGGUUCAGAACUCUUCUAAAGUAGUUAUCCAGUUCCUUUGCUCG